Momordica charantia (bitter melon) is the source of this 1983-nucleotide messenger RNA. RefSeq names its product Major facilitator superfamily protein. Gene Ontology annotation, biological process: molybdate ion transport. NCBI's taxonomy places the organism in Eukaryota, Viridiplantae, Streptophyta, Magnoliopsida, Cucurbitales, Cucurbitaceae. Gene Ontology annotation, cellular component: membrane. The record is from RefSeq and is a predicted model, not a curated record. Gene Ontology annotation, molecular function: molybdate ion transmembrane transporter activity.
AUUGCACGAAAAAUUUCCCUCCCUACUCCAUAGUCCGUCCUAAUUCUAAGCAUUGGAAGAGAUAAAUGAGCAAUGUUCAUCGUUCCCACUGUGUCUCCUUCCCUUCGAUCUCAGAAUUCUCUCUCGGAAAUGGCCACAGAUCUAGGGCUUCUCUGAGAGAUUAAAGAGAAAAAUGGCGGUGAUCAUCGAGAAUUCAAUUUGGGAACCAAAUCCGUCGUUGUUCAUUUUCAUCUUCCUCUCUUGUUUUCUUUCGAUCUUUCUUUUACCUUAUGCUUCCAAGAAUAGCUCCACAAGAGUUCCUGGUCCGCUUGAUCAUGGAUUUUCAUCCUCCUUUUCUAGUUUCCAGCGGAAGUUCUUGUUACUUUAUUCUCUUGCCUCAGUAAUGGACGGUUUAUGGUCAGUGUAUGGUGAAUUUGAGUUUACGUAUCGUGGAGUUAGCAGAGAGCAGAUAGUGUUGUCUCUGUGCGUUGGAUAUGCAGCUGCUCUUUUCAUCGGCACCUUUUUGGGUGUUCUAUCCGAUUUCAUAGGUCAAAAGAAAGUCUGUAUGAUGUUUUGCAUUAUACACCUUGUUAUUGGCAUAUGGAAGAGGAUUACUGUGCAUCCAAGUGUCUUUAUCGCCAGUAUUGGUUUAUCCCUUGCUACUUCAAUAUUUUCAUUCGGUUUCGAAACAUGGAUGGUACUUCAACAUGAAAAGCAAGGUCACAGGCAAGAUAUGUUAAGUGACACAUUUUGGCUAAUGACUAUAUUUGAGUCCAUCUCUUUGAUUGGAAAUCAGAUGCUUGUGAAUUGGAUGGUUGGCGAUAAUGUUAAGAGGAAUAUGUUUUCUCCUUCCAUUGUAUCUGUGUUCUUGGCGUUGAUAUGCAUAACUUUUAUCAUCAAAGGGUGGACAGAAGUGUCACAAAGAAUAGAGCUGGAGGACUAUAGAACUUCUUUCAGUUCCUAUAUUUUUAGUGAUAAAAGGAUAUGGUUAUUGGCAUGGGCCCAAGCUUCUAUUCACUUCUCUGUUGCAUUCUUUUGGAUUCUUUGGGCUCCAACAUUAGUGGCUGAUGGGCGGGAAGUGCAUCUAGGGUUGAUAUAUCCAUGCUUGCUGGGAUCAAGAAUCCUUGGAAGCUCAUUGUUUCCAUGGCUUAUGGGUGGAACAUCAUCCUUUCGGACCGAAGAUUGCUUACUAUAUUGCUUUAUUACAGCAGGGCUUGUGAUGUCAAUCGUUGCUUUUGAUUAUCAGGAGCUUGGAGUUUUAGUGAUGCUAUUUUCCAUAUUUCAUGUCUGUGUGGGUUUAAUUUUACCUUCACUUGCAAGAUUAAGGACCAUGUAUGUGCCAAACAAGUUACGUGGAGGAAUGAUUAGCUUAUCUCUGGCCCCUGCAAAUGCGACAAUUCUGUUUUUCCUGUUGCAGGGAGGCUACUACCGGCGCAUUGAAAAUUCAGUGAUAAUAGCAUUUGGCGCCCUUGGUCUUUUCACUUCGGCCGGCUGCAUGUAUGCAUUGAAGCGUUGGGGAAAGCAUCCAUAUCAGACAUGGCAAAAGCAGUGAUUUGUAAUCACAUUUCAAGCUUUCGUUUGAAGUUGGUAAGUUUCGAUUCAAGAGUGCAACUUCUAGUCAUAUGGUAAAGCUUGCAAGUUCAAGUAAUGGUAACUCGAUUUGGUUGCAAUUCCUUCUGAUGAGACGUUAAAUCAUUGCGAGCACGGGGGACUCUUCACCUAGAUUUUUACUGCUAUAGAUAGGUACAAGUAGCUGCCCCGAAGGUGGACCUUCAAACCUUCAACUCAAGAUAGGAAUCACAGGAUACAAACCUCAAGAACGAAUGCAUUUUCUUCCUCUGUGAGCUAAAGAGCAAUUAAAUGGUUAGAUGCUCAUGCUCAAGAUUUUGUAAUGUUUUGUAAACUUUGAAUGUUCCUUCGGACAUUUGUACUUAAUUUCGCUCAACUAGCUUUUUUCUUCUCUUUCCAUAACAAAUGGUUUAGUAUUAAUAAGAUUUUAAUAAA